Molecule: messenger RNA, 1296 nt
Organism: Fusarium venenatum
Lineage: Eukaryota; Fungi; Ascomycota; Sordariomycetes; Hypocreales; Nectriaceae
Source: RefSeq, a predicted model, not a curated record
AUGAGCGACAGGGAUGACGAUGUGACGCCCCAGCGAAAACGCAUUGCGGUGGCAUGUGGACGCUGUCGAAAAAGGAAGAUUCGCUGCAGUGGUGAUACAGGUAAUGGGGGACCAUGCACCAACUGCAAAAAUGCAGGCUACGAACCGUGUCAGUUUCUCAGGCUAUGGCUUACACUAUCGAUCAAGGUGGCGUCGCAGGAGACAACCUUGAAGGGCGAGAGCUUCACAUACAGCCUCGAAGCUUCUCGACAGUAUCAAGCUCGAGGAAGCUCUGCUAUAUCAUCUCUACCUUCAUCAACUCCAUCCUAUACCGAUGGACUCCCUGCAUACACCACUGAAGCAUUUGUCUACCGCAACCCCGCAAACUUUACGUAUGGCACCAAGUCCUACUGUCCUCUUGCCUGGGGCCAUGGAUAUACGGACGACCAGAGCUACAGCUAUGCUCUGUACCAGCCAGCCUACUCCCCAGUGCACGACCCAGACUACGGUAUGAGCUAUAGGAUCGCUUCUGGAACCCCCGAAAAGUCGGCACUUUGCGUGGACACGGAACCCAGCUACGCAUACAGCAGCGGGAACACCAUGAUGAAUCUGGUACACCGACCAGCUCAGGUAACGGCCGACUCGACUGCCUACCAGAACCUGGUGCCUGAUUCCAAGAACGUGGCUUUCCAGAGUAUGGCGCCAGACCCCAAGGGUCUUGCUCUUCAGAACGUGGCGGGUGUCAACACAGGCGAGAGGGUACUGCCCGCGCCAGUGGGUCGGUCUUCAAUGUCCAGUUCGAUAGGGUCGUCGUACAAGAACGAUUCGGGCAGCUCCAUCUACAGCAGUAGCAGCAGCAAGUCAUCGCAAGACUCCACCUCGGAGACGUCGCCUGUGAGUUCUACUUCCGAGACGCCCUCGAGUUACACGAGUUACGAGUCCUCCACCUCGAGCAGCUGCCUGCCCUCGUAUACUCCCAUCCCUCAGUACGGCCGCUCGAGCAGCAACGAUCUCUACUCGCAUACAGGCUCUUCGGAUGCAGCUAUGUUCGCGUCGAGCCAAGGAGGUCCUGACAUGGCGUAUCGCUACACGGACACGACGGCUGGAGUAACGGUACCGGUGGGCGCUGCUGCUGGUCGUCGUAAUCUGCCCCAUCUCAACGGCAACGGUCUAGGUACCUUUUCGCUUGGUCAUGCUGCGGCGCCUUAUCUACCUCACCAAGGUACAGCCUACAUGCUGCCCGCUGGUGGUGAUAUUGGAGAUGCAGCUGUAGAACACAUCCGCAGGAGUACGGGUGCGGGUGCGGGGUCUCUCUGA